Molecule: messenger RNA, 1031 nt
Organism: Phyllostomus discolor (pale spear-nosed bat)
Lineage: Eukaryota; Metazoa; Chordata; Mammalia; Chiroptera; Phyllostomidae
Gene: C6H11orf98
Product: chromosome 6 C11orf98 homolog
Exons: 4
Coding region: 133-504 (123 amino acids)
Source: RefSeq, a predicted model, not a curated record
CUGAGCUCCUUUAUAUAGCAGCCGGGCCCGCCCCCGAGCCACGAUUGGCUUGCGGAGGGCUGAGGGGCGGGGCCCAUACGGACCCUGCGUGGAGCGGAAACGCAGACCCAAAGACGGCAACGCAGCUCAGCCAUGGGUGGUCCGGGAGGGAAGAUCAACCGGCCCCGAACGGAGCUGAAGAAGAAACUGUUCAAGCGACGGCGGGUGUUGACUCGGGAUCGGAGGCUGAAGCGCCGGGUGGUCGGGGCUGUGAUAGACGAAGGGCUGAUCACGAAGCACCACCUGAAGAAGCGGGCGUCCAGUGCACGUGCCAACAUUACUCUGUCCGGGAAGAAGCGCAGAAAACUCCUCCAGCAGAUCCGUCUUUCCCAGAAAGAGAAAGCAGCCAUGGAAGUGGAAAUCUCUGCAAAGCCAGCCAGGACUAGUGAACCACAGCCCAAAUCUCAAAAGAAGACCAAAGCCCCCCAGGAUGUAGACAUGGUGGACCUUGAAGAAGGGAGCUGAAUCUUACCCCUUGCACCAGAAGAUUCUCAGCCAGAGCCAGGAGGACUCAGUGGUUGUUUCAGAACAGUUUUGAGUAAACAUUGCACGUUUUCGCUCUCCCCAGACUCCUUUUCAUAAUGGCCUAGUGACCUGCUGUGGAAGGAGGUGUUGAGAGAAGAGUGGAAAAGAAAGAUCAGAGAGAGGGCUUAGUAGUCAGCGUCAUUUGAAAUAAAGCCCUCGAGUUCUCUCUGAGAUGUGUGUGAUUAAAUGUAGGGAUGGGGACGGGCCAUGAACAGGAGUCUGUGAGUAUAGAAAAACGCAGUUGGGAAAGGGGACCCCAGAGUGUACCCGAGCAAAAGCAUCAAGAAGCCAGCCUCUGUGACAGCCCUGUCUCUCUAGUGAGCGACACUCGAACUUUUCAUUUGUGAACAAAAUGUAGAUUAUUGCAGAGAUGGCAGAGGAGGUAAGCGUCCUAAUACCGGCCCUGCAGGUUUGUCUCUGUUUCCUUUGCUGGAUUACGUUUUUAAUAAAGUGAAAACCAAACGUUA